UGAGAAUUUUCACGGCGGCUGGGAAAGUUGAGAACUCCCCUACAGGCGUCUAGGAGCUGCUGCUACCGCAUCUUCUCCAUCCCACGGAUUUUACUGCCUUGGAUAUUGCGAGGGGAGGGAGGGGGGAGAGGAAGAGAAGGAGCCUCAUAAUUUCGCCUGCAUUCCUCCGCCUGCCCCGCGGCCCCGCUCCGCGCCCGCCCUGCCAUCUUCGCACCAUGCACUUGCUGGAGGUGCUCUCCCUGGGGUGCUGCCUCGCUGCGGGCGCCGUGCUGCUGGGACCCCGGCAGCCGGCCGCCGCCGCCGCCUACGAGUCCGGCCAGGGGUACUACGAGGAGGAGCCCGAGGCGGGGGAGGCAAAGGCUCCUGCAAGCAAAGACCUGGAAGAGCAAUUGCGAUCUGUGUCCAGUGUGGAUGAACUCAUGUCAGUACUUUACCCAGAAUACUGGAAAAUGUUCAAAUGUCAGUUGAGGAAAGGAGGCUGGCAACACAACAGGGAACACUCCAGCUUUGACACAAGAUCAGAUGAUUCACUGAAAUUUGCCGCAGCACACUAUAAUGCAGAGAUCCUGAAAAGUAUUGAUACUGAAUGGAGAAAAACUCAAUGCAUGCCACGUGAAGUGUGUGUGGAUGUGGGAAAAGAGUUUGGAGCAACUACAAACACCUUCUUUAAACCCCCAUGUGUAUCCAUCUACAGAUGUGGAGGUUGCUGCAAUAGUGAAGGACUCCAGUGUAUGAAUAUCAGCACAAAUUACAUCAGCAAGACAUUGUUUGAGAUCACAGUGCCUCUCUCUCAUGGCCCCAAACCUGUAACUGUCAGUUUUGCCAAUCACACGUCCUGCCGAUGCAUGUCCAAGCUGGAUGUUUACAGACAAGUUCAUUCUAUCAUAAGACGUUCCUUGCCAGCAACACAAACUCAGUGUCAUGUGGCAAACAAGACCUGUCCAAAAAAUCAUAUCUGGAAUAACCAAAUUUGCAAAUGUUUGGCACAGCAUGAUUUUGGUUUCUCUUCUCACCUUGGAGAUUCUGACACAUCUGAAGGAUUCCAUAUUUGUGGACCAAACAAAGAGCUGGAUGAAGAAACCUGUCAAUGUGUCUGCAAAGGAGGCGUGCGGCCCUCGAGCUGUGGACCUCACAGAGAAUUAGACAGAUCAUCGUGUCAGUGCAUGUGCAAAAACAAACUUCUCCCCACUUCCUGUGGGCCCAACAAGGAAUUUGAUGAAGAUAAGUGCCAGUGUGUAUGUAAAAAGACCUGUCCUAAACAUCAGCCACUAAAUCCUGCAAAAUGCAUCUGUGAAUGUAUAGAGUCUCCCAAUAAAUGCUUCUUAAAAGGAAAAAGGUUUCAUCACCAGACAUGCAGUUGUUACAGACCGCCGUGUACAGUCCGAACGAAACGCUGUGAUGCUGGAUUUUAUUUUAGUGAAGAAGUGUGCCGCUGUGUACCCACAUACUGGAAAAGACCACUUAUGAAUUAGUGAAGAGAGCACUACUUGCUAUUUUGGUGUACAUUUUUCCAUUAGAACGAAAGAACAACAGAAACUUUGCUAACAUUUGGAAUGAAAUGUUCACCAGAGACCCUGUGGGGCUUUCAGAGACAAAUGCAUUGUGCUUUUCUCAAGAUGUGGAAGGCAAAUAUAGAAAAUAACUUGGGUUCAUGUUUUGUAAAGAACUCAGUAAGGACUUAUUUUCUGCCAAUGACCAAACAGCCUAGGUUCUCCUUCUUGUGAUUUUUUUUUUUAAGAGAUAAUGACUAUAUAAUUUAUUUCCACUAAAACCAUUGUGCAGCAUUUCUGUUUAUAGCAGUAACAAUUUUUAAAGCUCACUGUGAUCAAUAUUUUUAUAUCAUGCAAAGUAUGUUUAAAAUAAAAUGGAAAUUGUAUUAUAUAA
Molecule: messenger RNA, 1884 nt
Organism: Apus apus (common swift)
Lineage: Eukaryota; Metazoa; Chordata; Aves; Apodiformes; Apodidae
Gene: VEGFC
Product: vascular endothelial growth factor C
Exons: 7
Coding region: 216-1472 (418 amino acids)
Biological process (GO): vascular endothelial growth factor signaling pathway; induction of positive chemotaxis; response to hypoxia
Cellular component (GO): membrane
Molecular function (GO): growth factor activity; chemoattractant activity; vascular endothelial growth factor receptor 3 binding
Source: RefSeq, a predicted model, not a curated record